UUCAAUUUUUCGGCCAAAAAUUUAAGAGGUUCGGGAUUUUUGGCUCCACAGUAAAUUAUUACUUAUGUCUCUACGGGGACUACAAAAUCAACAAACGCAAGACAAACUUACUCGGAUUGCUAUAGUAAGUAAUGAUAAGUGUAAACCAAAGCGAUGUCAGCAACAAUGCAAGAAAUCUUGUCCUGUGGUCAGAAUGGGAAAACUGUGUAUAGAAGUAUCCCCAGCGUCGAAGAUUGCUCACAUUUCUGAGACACUCUGUAUAGGAUGUGGUAUCUGCGCCAAGAAAUGUCCAUUUGAAGCUCUUACCAUCAUCAAUCUGCCAAGCAAUCUUGAAAAGGAAACCACACAUAGAUACAGCGCCAACUCUUUCAAACUGCACAGGUUGCCAAUUCCCCGACCAGGAGAGGUGUUAGGGCUUGUAGGGACCAAUGGAAUUGGAAAAUCUACAGCACUGAAGAUCUUGGCAGGAAAACAGAAACCAAAUCUUGGGAGAUUCAAUAACCCACCAGACUGGCAGGAGAUUCUUUUGCACUUCAGAGGAUCUGAGCUGCAGAACUACUUCACAAAGAUUUUAGAGGAUGAUUUAAAGGCAAUCAUUAAACCACAGUAUGUGGACCAAAUUCCUAAAGCUGUCAAGGGAAGUGUUCAGUCGAUUCUUGACAGAAAAAAUGAGAUGGACAAUCAAGAACAUAUCUGCAGACAGCUUGAUCUACUAACAGUACUGGAUCGCAAUGUGGAUGAACUUUCUGGAGGAGAGCUGCAACGGUUUGCUUGUGCAGUGGUUUGCAUACAAAGAGCUGAUAUAUACAUGUUUGACGAACCUUCAAGUUACUUGGAUGUGAAGCAACGUCUGAAGUGUGCCUUGACAAUAAGAUCCCUUCUGGGUGAUGAUCGGUACAUUAUUGUUGUUGAACAUGACUUGAGUGUGCUGGAUUAUCUGUCAGACUACAUAUGUUGUCUUUAUGGAUCUCCUGGGGCUUACGGCGUGGUUACCAUGCCCUUCAGUGUCAGGGAAGGAAUCAAUAUCUUUUUGGAUGGUUUUGUUCCUACUGAGAACCUGAGGUUUAGGGAUACAUCUUUGGUUUUUAAAGUGGCUGAAACAGCAGACAAGGAGGAAGAAGUGAAGAAAAUGUUGAGAUACAAAUAUCCUAAGAUGGAAAAACAGCUAAAGGAGUUCCAUUUGACUAUUGAUACUGGAGAAUUCACAGAUUCUGAAAUCAUUGUUAUGCUGGGAGAGAAUGGAACCGGUAAGACAACUUUCAUCCGCAUGUUGGCUGGGAAACUCCCGUCCGAUGGUAAUGAACAAGUUCCCAUGAUGAAUAUCAGCUAUAAACCACAAAAGAUCAGCCCAAAGUCACAGAACACCGUGCGCAUGCUCCUACACGAAAAGAUCCGUGACGCUUAUGUGCAUCCUCAGUUCAUCGCUGACGUCAUCAAGCCUCUACAGAUCGAACAAAUCAUGGACCAGGAGGUUCAAAACUUGUCUGGAGGUGAACUUCAACGCGUCGCGCUAACGCUUUGUCUUGGAAAGCCAGCGGACGUUUAUUUAAUUGAUGAGCCUUCGGCAUACUUGGACUCUGAACAGCGUCUUGUGGCCGCCAAAGUCAUUAAACGAUUCAUUCUGCACGCCAAGAAGACUGGUUUCGUUGUGGAGCACGACUUCAUUAUGGCUACUUAUCUUGCUGACCGAGUGGUAGUGUUUGAAGGCGAACCUUCCGUCAAGACUCUUGCAAAUAGUCCUCAGACACUUCUUACCGGUAUGAACAAGUUUCUCCAUUCCCUGGAGAUCACCUUCCGGCGCGACCCGACUAACUUCCGGCCUCGAAUCAACAAGAUGAAUUCUGUCAAGGACUGUGAACAGAAAAGGACUGGCAACUAUUUCUACCUUGAGGAUUAAAGCAACCUGCUGAUGUGACUUCGGCAAAUAAAUACAUACAUAAAAAAAGUUCAAAUAACCAUUGAUGUAACAGAGAAAGCAAACCUGAAAUGGUGCAAAUGUGUUUUUUAAGAUCAUCAACAGCACUCUCUCUAUUGGACUGCAUCUGAAUAUUCCUAGCGAAGAAGAGCUUGUCUUUACUAACGGAACUGCAUUUUAAUGCUCCUACAGGUGGAUCAAUGUAAUUAAUCUCAUGACUUGAACUUUGACUAUGUAGUGGUAUUGCUAAGAGAAAUAAAUUGUUUAUCACA
Molecule: messenger RNA, 2187 nt
Organism: Pocillopora verrucosa
Lineage: Eukaryota; Metazoa; Cnidaria; Anthozoa; Scleractinia; Pocilloporidae
Product: ATP-binding cassette sub-family E member 1
Biological process (GO): translational termination; ribosomal subunit export from nucleus; translational initiation
Molecular function (GO): iron ion binding; ribosomal small subunit binding; ATP hydrolysis activity
Source: RefSeq, a predicted model, not a curated record